Messenger RNA from Eutrema salsugineum, 1857 nucleotides. RefSeq lists its product as uncharacterized. The record is from RefSeq and is a predicted model, not a curated record. Lineage: Eukaryota; Viridiplantae; Streptophyta; Magnoliopsida; Brassicales; Brassicaceae.
AUGGUUGAAAAAACAGAGGAUUUCAAGUAUCUAACGCCUAAUGGAUAUAAACAAAGAUGUCCUUUGUCUCAUCCGACUCAACCUCACACCCUUUCUCCUCGAGCCAGCCGGACCCCUGAAUCCAAUUGCUUCAUAUGCGGGAAGCAAAAAGACAUUACUGAUCCUGGUUACCAUUACCACUGCACCACCUGCGAUGUUUGUUUCCACAGUCACUGUUUCGAGCAGCAGCCUAGAAAAAUCACACAUCCUUUUCACCUCCAACACCCUCUCCUUUUAACCUUUGGCAAGCAUGGAGAUAUCAUUGACGGCAGCAAUAUUUUAACGGAUCAAGACAGCUCUAAAGCUGUCGCUGUCAACUCCAACUUCAGCACAUCAUCGCAUCCUGGUAAGUCUGGAUUGCGUAGCUUAUACGAUAACUGCACUUGGUGUGGGAAAUAUAUACCAUCAUCAUUAUCGGGUCCUAGAUGCACAGUUUUCUAUCGAUGUUCUAUUUGUAGCUUCUGUUUGGAUACUUCUUGCGCCAAAACCAACCCACCUCUUACUAUUGAAAACCCUAAAUGCCAUCAUCAUCCACUCGUCUUUUUCCCUCGACCACUUUUGGUUCCUUGCGAUGCUUGUGGCCUUGUCGACAGAUCAGAAUCAAGUUAUGCUUGUUUCCAGUGUAAUUAUAUGGUCCAUCAAUAUUGUGUUGAUUUACCACGCGUCAUAAAGAUCACGCGUCAUCCUCAUCGUCUCUCUUAUUCUCCUUACCUUCUUCCACCUCCAAAUUCACUGUGUCGGAUCUGCUACAAGACAGUCGACGUCAAAUACGGACAGUAUUCUUGUAAAAACGAGGAUUGCUCUUACGUUCUCCAUUCCAAAUGUGCAACACAUGUGAUGGUGUGGGACGGAAAGGAACUCGAGUGGACACCUGAAGAAGCCGAUGUAGUUGAGGAUAUUCCACCAUUCAAGAAGGUUGGUGAUGGUUUGAUAGAACAUUUUGGUCAUGAACAUCAUCAUCUUAAGCUCGAGAAAUAUAUUAGUGUACGAGACGCAAAGAAACUAUGCCAGGCGUGCGUCCUUCCAAUCGGCCAGCGUGAUUUCUACAACUGUGUGCAAUGUGAUUAUUUUCUCCACAUUGUAUGUGCUGGUCUACCUAGAAAACUGGAUCAUGCGUUGCAUAAUCAUUCUGUUUUCCUCGAUCCAUUUCCACUGCCCAAAAUCAGUAACUUGCAGUGUUCAGCUUGUGCUCGAUGUUCCAAUGGUUUCAAGUACAAGUGCUAUAAAAAGGGUUGCCAGAUUAGUUGGUUCACGAUAGAUGUUCCUUGCUGUUUAGUUCCUGAGUAUAGCACUGAAAAAGUCCAUGAGCAUCCCCUAUUCAUCGCUCCGUACAAUUACGACCAUGAACCUUAUCGCUGCAAUGGUUGUAAGAGACGUCUUACGAAGACUCGUCUACAGUGUACACUCUGCGACUUUUCUAUUUGUUAUGAAUGCGCUACGAUUCCAAAGGAGUUACAGAAUAAAUACGAUGAACAUCCUCUCACUCUUUGCUAUGGAGAAGACACGGAAGGUGGUGGCAAGUAUUGGUGCGAAGAAUGUGAAAAGGAAGUGGAUCGGUCAGAAUGGUUCUACACAUGCAACAAAUGUUGCAUCACUAUCCAUCGAACAUGCCUAUUCGGAUUCUACGUUUAUCUGAAGCCUCCUUACACUUUCGAAUAUUUUUCUCCUUCUACCACGUCGGUGGAAGUUUUUGGCAAUAGUAGUAGCCCUCGACCAAUUUGCAAUCGGUGUGAGGAUCGUUGUCGGGGUUCUACUUACUUCAAAUUCGACAUGAAGACUCUUUGUUCUUGGUGUCUUUUUGCACCCCCUAAAAGAUAA